Sceloporus undulatus (fence lizard) is the source of this 3875-nucleotide messenger RNA. RefSeq names its product protein phosphatase, Mg2+/Mn2+ dependent 1J (gene PPM1J). Bases 161 to 1741 code for a protein of 526 amino acids. Gene Ontology annotation, biological process: protein dephosphorylation. The record is from RefSeq and is a predicted model, not a curated record. Gene Ontology annotation, molecular function: protein serine/threonine phosphatase activity. Lineage: Eukaryota; Metazoa; Chordata; Lepidosauria; Squamata; Phrynosomatidae. The transcript has 10 exons.
CUUUCCCCUCCUGCCCUGGACGGCCCCUUCUUCCCUCCUUCGCGGGGGAGGAGGAUGCUCUCUCUCCCUCUCUGCUCUCCGGGGGAGGAGGCAGAGGAGGCGGAGGCGGGCGGCUUCCCUGGAGGCGUCGGCCGAGGGAGGAAGGGAGGGAGGGAGCAGCAUGCUGGGGCGGGUGCGCUCGGCCCUGGGGCAGCUCCUGGGGGGCCUGGGCGGAGGAGGGGGGCCCCCGGAGCCCUUGGCAGCAGACCCCCCUCCUCUGGCGGCCCCUGGGCCCCUGGCUGCCUCCACUGCCGGAGCCUCCUCUUCUUCUUCCUGCGGCCAGGAGCCCCUGCCUCCCCCUCCUCCUCCUCCUCCUGCUCCGCGUGGAGGGAGCUUCUCCCGGCCGGCCUUCCUGCAGCUGACGGCGGCGGAGCUGCUUCAGGCGGAGGACCGCGCGGGGAGAGCCGUCCAGAGCCCCCGAGAGAGCCGGCGUCGCCUUCCCUGGAGCACCGGCUACGCCGAGGUGAUAAAUGCUGGCAAAAGCCAGCACAAUGAAGACCAAGCUUGCUGUGAAGCUGUGUUUGUGGAAAAGAGACGCAGGCUGAGAACUAACCCAGUUCUCAAGGAAGUUUCUGGAGACCCAGAAGAGGUCAGCAAAGGCCUGUGCUUUUAUUACUGGGGCUUGUUUGAUGGGCAUGCUGGAAGUGGAGCUGCAAUCAUGGCCUCCAAGCUGCUUCACUUUCACAUCCGGGACCAACUCCAGGACUUGGUAGACAUCUUACAAGACCCGUCCGCCCCUCCAAUCUGCCUGCAGGAUGGUUCCAGGACAUUUGUAGCAGAAACAAACAAGGCUCCUCUGGCAGAAGAAUAUGCUGAAGUCCCAAAUAAUGCUUUGCCACGCUUUCAUAUGGAAAAGGUGGUUUCCCAUGAGAGUUUGGUAGUGGGAGCCAUUGAAAAUGCAUUCAAGCAGAUGGACAAUCAGAUUGAGCAGGAACGGGUGUCCCGGCAUACAUCAGGUGGCUGUUGUGCCUUGGCUGUUGUCUAUCUCUUGGGGAAGUUCUAUGUGGCCAAUGCAGGUGAUAGUAGGGCCAUUGUCAUCCGUAAUGGGGAAAUCAUUCCAAUGUCCCAGGAGUUUACUCCAGAGACAGAGAGGCAAAGGCUGCAGUUUUUAGGCUUUUUGAGACCUGAACUACUGGGGAAUGAGUUUACUCAUCUUGAGUUCCCUCGAAGGAUCCAACAGAAGGAACUGGGAAAGAAGAUGUUGUACAGGGACCAAAACAUGAUUGGCUGGGCAUAUAAAAAGAUAGAAGAAGAGGACCUGAAGUUUCCACUUAUAUAUGGAGAGGGUAAAAAGGCUCGAAUGAUGGCAACUAUUGGGGUAACCCGUGGCUUGGGAGAUCAUGAUCUCAAGGUUUACAGCUCCAACAUUCACAUCAAACCUUUCCUAUCCUGCAUCCCAGAGGUCUGCAUAUAUGACCUCACACAGUAUGAACACUGCCCUGAUGAUGUGCUAGUGCUGGGCACUGAUGGCCUCUGGGAUGUCACCAACAAUCAAGAGGUAGCCAAAGUGGUAUUUGAUGUUCUUAUGCGCUACGAGCCCAAUGAUCCCUGCAGGUACACCAUGGUAGCCCAGGAAUUGGUGAUGAGAUCCCGAGGUGUUCUGAAGGACCGCGGCUGGAGGCUGGCCAAUGACAAGCUGGGGUCUGGUGAUGAUAUCUCUGUUUUUGUUAUUCCUCUGGGUGGACCAGGAAACUACACUUGACCCUCUAAUCUCAUGAUACAGGAUUCAUGAUAUUGGAUUGCAAAACAAACACAGGUCAACUGGGGGUUGUCAGUUCCCCUACUACUAGAACAUUUGCACUCCCAGAGUCUUCUGAAGAGGAUUAGAAAACUGUAGUACUGCAGCUUGAGCCCUGCUCUCUCUCCAUCCAAGCUUGCUGUAUCCCGCUGGGCAACAGGAGACACAGCCCUGGAACAUGUGGUUAUUAACAUCAAGGAUAUCAAAGCAAAGCCAUCUCUCUCAGGAAAGAUCCUCGUCAACGCUAAGGACCUAUAGGAAAUCCCAUGCUCCUAGAUUUGCCUUUAUAUAUGUGCUUUUGCCCUCCUUGUCCCACGAAAGGGACUAGGGCAGUGUCAUUUUGUUACACUAGAAUGGGGAAAUUGGGUAAAAAUAUUGAAGCCAGUCUGAUCCACUGCAGCAUAUUGUCAUACAGGAAUACUUCUGUCCCAUGGUUACAAAGAGGCAUUUGCUAGUUGCCAAGGACAACUCAUCCUUCCUGAUCAGAAUAACAGUUGUGCCUACUUGUCUGGAUAUAUUGCCUUGCCCCAGCCAUCAGUCCUUCCUAUAGAUUGCUAAAGUAGCAUCAAGUAAGUGCUGUGGAUGAAUUUAUUACUAAUCGUCAGGCAGCAUGUACAGCUUUCACUCCAAACCACUCCCUGUGUAGUAAGGUGGAUGCUGAAUAAGCAUUUGCUUAUUAUUUAUUUAUUUAUUUAUUUAUUAUGUUUGCAGGGAUUUUUCACAAUGUUGAACAUUGCUGCAAUUUAGUCAGCUGUGCUAUUUUUAUAUACAUAUAAAGCUGCCUCCAAGCAGCAAAGGAAAUAUUUGAGAGAUUUCAGCUAUAUCAAAUAUUACUGGAAACCCACCUUGAGCAAGUGGUGUGCAAAAAUAAAACAUAAAGGAUUAUUGCCUAGUUUAAACAGCUGGUCCUUAAAUCAUAAGAUCUAAAAAUCUAUGCAGAGAGGAAAGGUGACACAUUACAUACAUAGAAGACAGCUACCUCUAAAAAGGCAAAAUUGUAAUACAAUCUAUGUUCUUAGACUGAUUACUUGAUUUCUUCUGUGAAAAGUUACACACUUCUGUAAUUAGAAGCCCAGAGCUCUGAAUUCUCAGUUUGAAAAUGGUGAAAAUGUUCUUCAAAAUAGUGACUGGGUAGGAAAUUGACCCAUUUUCCCCAUAUGUGGAUUUAGUGUUCAACAAGCUGGAGUGUGUGCAUUUUAAAUUUGACCAUUGCAGUAUUUCUUGCAGUGAGCAACUGAUAAGAGGUAGCUUUUAAUAUAUAUAUAUAUAUAUAUAUAUAUAUAUAUAUGCAUGCUUAUUUAAAACUUCUAUAUAAAAUCUAAGCACAGACUGAAGUUCUGCUCUGCAGAAUUUUUGCUCAGGCCAUAAUCUCACAUAAAUUUACUUGGGAUAAAGUCCUGUGUAGCUCAGCAGAAUCUAUUUGUAAGAACAUAUGUAUCAGAUUGCUCUAUUAGUCUACAGUGCUAUGCAUUCUUUGAACUCAAGGGAGCUUCUGAAUAAAUAAGACUGCACUGUUAGACACUACUCUGUUAUGCAAAAGCCAAGCCUGGAAGCUUGGAUUCAUCUGUGAUUCUAUGGUUCUAUGAUCUAUUUGUUUGUAAGGUGCAAAGUUCUUGAUACUUAAAAUACCAAGACUGUGCCUGUUUAGCUGCAGUCAUAAAGUAAAAACUGAGACUCUUGCUGGAAAACACUUUGAUGUGUGUAUAUGAACCUACAUUUAGGAAAUUAUUGAUAUUUAUUAUGCAGAGCCUGCAGCAUGCCCCAGUGCAUCAUGAGCUUCGGAUAUAAAAAAGGAUACUCUGUUAAGGUUAAACAAACAAGAUUUACUUUAUUAUUAUAAAUAAAUUCAUCUAAAACAGAAUAGAAAAAUAUCUAUAUUUGGUAAAAUAUUUCUAGAUCUGACCCCUAUGCAUGUGGGUAAGGGGAUGUACUAAAACAAAUGACAGUACUUGCCCAUAGGGAAACCAUACUUCCUCAUAGGGAAACACUAGAGGAUACUGGCCCAUGGGGAUACAUAGGAGGGAGCCCUGGUGGUGCAGUGGUUAAAUGCCAGUACUGCAGCCACAAGUUUAUGAGUUUGAUCCCAGGGGUUCCAAGG